AUGCAGUACGCGGGUGGCGGCGCGGCAGCGCUUGACGCCGACGCCGCGGCGCUGCUGGAGGAGGCCCAGGGCGACGUGGAGAAGGCACGCACGUCGUACGUCGGCUACACGCUUGCGUACCUGCAGGAUUCGAUGCCCGAGCUGUACGAGGCGCUGAAGACGGACCCCAGCCGGCCGGACGCCCAUGCCGCGCUCGUCGAGGUGACAUGGGAUGCGAUCGCGGCCUUCCUGCCGGUCACGCACGAGGCGGCGCCUUCGGGCGAGGCGCAGCGCCGGCUCGGAGCCAUCGCUCGCGUCGCAAACGACGGCAGCGGCCCUCCUCCGAGCCGCUUCCUCGACGUCGGCUGCGGGACGGGGCUCCUCCUCCCCUUUGCCGUCGCGAGCGGCGUUCCGGCGGCGGCGUACCGUGGCGUCGACCUCUCCUCGCGGAUGGUCGAGGUGGCUCGGCAGGCGCACGGCGACGGCGCGCUCGCCGCGGCCGCCUUUGACGACAGGAGCUUUGCCGACGUGCUGGCGGAGGAGGUGGCGGCGGGCGCGGGAGCCGAGGGAGGGCGGCACGACGUCGUCGUCUUCAACGGCGCGCUGCAGUUCUUCGCCGACCCGGUGGCGACGCUGCAGCAGGCGGCGGGGCUGCUCCGCCGCUCGCCGCACUCAAGGCUGGUUGUGGCACACGUGUCGGGCGCCGCCUUUGUCGAGCGGGAGCGGCAGGAGAACCCGAUGACGGUGCUGUCGACGAUGCCGACGCUCGCUGAGCUCAGCGCGAUCGCGGGGCCGCUCGGGCUGCAGGCGGGACCCGUGGUGACGCCCUCCUUCUUGGGCACCGAGCCGGAGAAGAUCGAGGCGGCGCUGCGCGACUUUUACCUGGUGGUGCUGCGCUGGGACGGCGAGCACGGUGGCGUCGACGGCGCGCCGCCGCCAGAGGGGGGCGCGGCGGAGGGCGGGGAGGGGGAGCAGGAGUGGGGUCUGUGGAAGCCAGGGCAAGACGACAACGCAAACGAGUAG
Molecule: messenger RNA, 1002 nt
Organism: Emiliania huxleyi CCMP1516
Lineage: Eukaryota; Haptophyta; Isochrysidales; Noelaerhabdaceae
Exons: 2
Coding region: 1-1002 (333 amino acids)
Source: RefSeq, a predicted model, not a curated record